Messenger RNA from Melampsora larici-populina 98AG31, 1854 nucleotides. RefSeq lists its product as uncharacterized. The record is from RefSeq and is a predicted model, not a curated record. The coding region runs from base 1 to 1854 and encodes 617 amino acids. The transcript is spliced from 7 exons. Lineage: Eukaryota; Fungi; Basidiomycota; Pucciniomycetes; Pucciniales; Melampsoraceae.
AUGCCAUACCCUCGAGCUUCAGUCUCCAAAUUGAAAACCACCCGCUCCAAGCGCAAAAGCCACACUGUAUCUAGAUCAAUCGUGUCGAAGACCAGGUCAACAAGGUCCAAAAUCACUCGGAAUCCAACCUCACAAUCCCGACGCCGAGAAGUGUUGACCGCGGAAGAAAUGGCUCUUGAUGACGAAGAAAAUGAGUUUGGCGCAAAUGAUCUCAUUAACUUACAAACCAAAACCCAAUUACACCCCCUCUACAUCGCAGGCAACAACCAAGAUCAGGACGAGGAAAUCGAUGACAAGGAUGAUGAUACAGACACCGAAAUUGAUACGGAAUCCAUCAUGGCUCGGCUGGCGAGGCAAUUCUCACCGGAGCAAGAAGGUUCUGGGGAAGUCCCAGAUGCUACUUUAACCAACCCCCGACUCCCUCUGCGUUCUUCAAUCCUUCAAACGGCGGAUGAUGCUGAAACGGUCCUACCUACUGGAACCUACACCCAACGACCUGAGCGUUCAUCAAACGUUCGACCGGAGGACGAUGCUGAAACGGUCCUACCUACCGUUGACAACUAUAAACAGCUAGUUGAUGAGUGGCCUCCAGCGCGUAUAGCUGUGCAAGACCGAUUGCAAAAGAAGAAGCGGGCGGCGGUUCCUCCUAAAAUUUUAACUGAAGCUCGUGCGAUUCAAAACCUUUACAAGCAACAUAAGUCGCUGCUUGCAAUCAUGGGCAAUUUCAGUACUUUUACGUUGAACAAAGCAUUGGGGGAACUUGGAGGUCGCCGACGACCAAGCGGUUAUCAAAUCUGGUUGAAGUUCGGCAAAGAGAUUGAAAAACACCAAAAGCGAAUGCCACGUAAGUGGGGGCAGAAAGGUGUCUUAGCUUCUCGCAAUAAGAUACUUGGCAAGAUAUGGAGCGGACUUCCUUAUGAACAUAAAGAGGUAUUUUCCCCUCCUGUUUUUCAUGCUCUAUCUGGACUGCAUUAUUUGCAACAUGGCAAGAAACUCGAACCCGAUGAAGAUGAAAAAACGGAUGCAAUUGAGUUUGAGCCUGGGGAGCGUGAAAUGUUACAGGCUUUGUAUGAUCAGUUAGUUUGGAAGGAAAAAUUUGCUAAAGAAUAUUCAAAGGCUACAAAAGGUGUCGCCUCCGGUCCCUCUUUGCCUGAUUACAACCGUCAGUCCCUUAAAAGUAUUGAACGUCUUCAAAAUCAGAUCGAGGAUGAGUCAAACAACAUGGGCUUUGACUACUACCUGCUAGCAUGUAGCAAACACAGUUCGACCGAAGUUUCCUCAUCUUCAAGAGGCUGGUGUAGAGAGUAUACAUCAAUAGAAGAGAUGGAGAAAUAUGUGAAUAAGAAGUCUAAUUUUGCUACAAUGUUUGCAGCAAGGGCUCAAGGGCUUUCUGUUGGGGAAAUCGUAGCUGAAACCAUUGGGGGCAAUGGUAUCACAAAGGAGAAGGCCCGAAAAACUGAUCCGGGUGAUAAAGUGAAGUCCGAUCUUGCUCUUGCGUUGCGAUCCCGUAUGAAGGCUUUGCUUGGAUUUGAGGUCGGUUUUCCACGAGGACCGGAUCCGGAAUCCAUCUUACUCGACAAAUACAAUAUCAAAAUUAUCCAGAUGCAUGCUUGUAAAUUGCCACAUGAGACUUUGAAGCUAGGAUUCAACGCUAUGAACAGUCGCAGAUCUUUGUGGCUGGAUGAUGUUAAGGCUAAUCUUUUCAAGUUAGAAAAGUUUGACACCGGUCAUGAGCAAAAUGAUGAUGAUAACAGAAUGGAUUUAGAUGAAGAGGUCACUAACACCCAAGACUUAGCUAUUGAUGACGAAGUGGAUGAAGAUGAGGAAUGGACUGGAUUGGGGGAUAUGGAAUGA